This is a messenger RNA of Lontra canadensis (Northern American river otter), 2685 nucleotides long. It is a transcript of the gene KCNA1, whose product is annotated as potassium voltage-gated channel subfamily A member 1. The coding region runs from base 1182 to 2669 and encodes 495 amino acids. The record is from RefSeq and is a predicted model, not a curated record. NCBI's taxonomy places the organism in Eukaryota, Metazoa, Chordata, Mammalia, Carnivora, Mustelidae. The transcript is spliced from 2 exons. Gene Ontology annotation, cellular component: paranode region of axon; membrane; voltage-gated potassium channel complex. Gene Ontology annotation, biological process: potassium ion transmembrane transport; protein homooligomerization. Gene Ontology annotation, molecular function: protein binding; delayed rectifier potassium channel activity.
CCUGCCCUCCCCCGCCCUCCCCAACCCACGCCCGAGUGGGCCAAUCGCUGCUCCGCAUUCCAGGCGCUUUCUCAGGUUUCUGCUGAUCUUGCAGCGCCCAGAAAUGGACCGAGCGGACCUGCCGCCGCACGCACCCUGCCCCACUCGGAGAUCCUAACCGCUCCCGGCACGCCGCGUAGCCUCGGCGAGGUCCACGCUGGGGUGCGGGAAGCGGAGGAGAUCCGAGAGCCAUGUAGAUCCAGGCUCUUGCUCGCCCGCCUCCUUCGGGAUUGAAUCAGGGGCUCCCAUAGUGUUAGGAGGGGGCGAGAGUGCUGUUUAUCGUCAUUUGCUUCCGAGCCUCGGGAGAGGGUGGCAUUUUGCUUUUCCGCCCCGCAUCCUCCGGAACUCCCUGCACCAGCGAGAGGACGGCAUCUCUAGGUUGCUGGCAACCGGUGAGAAUGGGGGAAGGGAACGGACAUUUCCGCCGUAGCGGCUCGCUCAAUCGAUUGUCCCACUGAAGGGGCGUAGGACGAGGGGGUGAGGGCGGCGACUUUGCCCCGGCGCCUCUCAGAUGCUGCCGCGGCUCCGGCCGCCGCUCCCGCCCGGGUACUGCAAAGGCGACCUGCCGCAUUCCUACUGGGGCUCUCCUCCGACUCAGCACCGCCCCUGCGCCAAGCCGGCCGGCCAGCGUCCAUCGAUCGCCCUGGUGGGAGCUUAGAAGGCGGCAGGCGAAGAGGGGUAGGAGGGGGGGAGAGCCAAGGAGAAGCAGAGGGGGUGGCAGGCGAGGGGAUCUGCUGAGCUGGCUCUGCACCCGGUCCUAGGAGGGCUCACGGAAGGGAGGGGAGGACAGGGUGACCCCCGAAGUGGUGGCCCGGUCCGCUAGAACGGCACUGCGCUAAGGCACCUCGGAGCAGGAAGAUACACCAAUCCUCCCCCCCACCCCACCCUCGGCAAAAAGCUACACCCAGGGCCGCAGGCGAGUGGGAUUCCAAACUGAGUAAAAGGCAGGGUGGAGGGGAAGGUAAGGAGAAGUGAAGUCACAGAUCUCUCCACCUGCUGGCUUUGAAGCCCUUUCCCCUGAGCGUGGGGAAGCUGCGCACUCCGGUGGGGGGGGGCGCUUGGGUCCCCCCCACCCCUCCUCUCCCGCUGCUUCCCACCCCCGGCCUUCUCCUGGUCUCUCACCCCUGCGCCCUGCUUCCACAAUGACGGUGAUGUCUGGAGAGAACGUGGACGAGGCUUCGGCCGCCCCGGGCCACCCCCAGGAUGGCAGCUACCCCCGGCCGGCGGAGCACGACGACCACGAGUGCUGCGAGCGCGUGGUGAUCAACAUCUCCGGGCUGCGCUUCGAAACGCAACUCAAGACCCUGGCGCAGUUUCCCAACACGCUGCUGGGCAACCCUAAGAAACGCAUGCGCUACUUCGACCCUCUGAGGAACGAGUACUUCUUCGACCGCAACCGGCCCAGCUUCGACGCCAUCCUCUACUACUACCAGUCCGGGGGCCGCCUGCGGAGGCCGGUCAACGUGCCCCUGGACAUGUUCUCUGAGGAGAUCAAAUUUUACGAGCUGGGCGAGGAGGCCAUGGAGAAGUUCCGGGAGGACGAGGGCUUCAUCAAGGAAGAGGAGCGCCCCCUGCCCGAAAAGGAAUACCAGCGCCAGGUGUGGCUGCUCUUCGAGUACCCUGAGAGCUCGGGGCCCGCCCGGGUCAUCGCCAUCGUCUCGGUCAUGGUCAUCCUCAUCUCCAUUGUCAUCUUUUGCCUGGAGACUCUACCGGAGCUGAAGGAUGACAAGGACUUCACAGGCACCGUGCACCGCAUCGAUAACACCACGGUUAUCUACAAUUCCAACAUCUUCACGGACCCCUUCUUCAUUGUGGAAACCCUGUGCAUCAUCUGGUUCUCCUUUGAGCUGGUGGUGCGCUUCUUCGCCUGCCCCAGCAAGACAGACUUCUUCAAAAACAUCAUGAACUUCAUCGACAUUGUGGCCAUCAUCCCCUAUUUCAUCACCCUAGGCACCGAGAUAGCCGAGCAGGAGGGAAACCAGAAGGGCGAGCAGGCCACGUCGCUGGCCAUCCUCAGGGUCAUCCGGUUGGUAAGGGUUUUUAGAAUCUUCAAACUCUCCCGCCACUCCAAGGGCCUCCAGAUCCUGGGCCAGACCCUCAAAGCUAGUAUGAGAGAGCUAGGGCUGCUCAUCUUUUUCCUCUUCAUUGGGGUAAUCCUGUUUUCUAGUGCAGUGUACUUUGCCGAGGCGGAAGAAGCUGAGUCGCACUUCUCCAGUAUCCCCGAUGCUUUCUGGUGGGCGGUGGUGUCCAUGACCACUGUAGGAUACGGUGACAUGUACCCUGUGACAAUUGGAGGCAAGAUCGUGGGCUCCUUGUGUGCCAUCGCUGGUGUGCUGACAAUUGCCCUGCCCGUACCUGUCAUUGUGUCCAAUUUCAACUAUUUCUACCACCGAGAAACUGAGGGGGAAGAGCAGGCUCAGUUGCUCCACGUUAGUUCCCCUAAUUUAGCCUCUGACAGUGACCUCAGUCGGCGCAGCUCCUCCACUAUCAGCAAAUCUGAGUACAUGGAGAUCGAAGAGGAUAUGAAUAAUAGCAUAGCCCAUUAUAGACAGGCCAAUAUCAGAACUGGCAACUGUACCACAGCUAACCAAAACUGCGUUAAUAAGAGCAAGCUACUGACCGAUGUUUAAAAAGCCAAGCAAGCAA